Molecule: messenger RNA, 314 nt
Organism: Frankliniella occidentalis (western flower thrips)
Lineage: Eukaryota; Metazoa; Arthropoda; Insecta; Thysanoptera; Thripidae
Exons: 2
Coding region: 123-314 (63 amino acids)
Source: RefSeq, a predicted model, not a curated record
UCGUUCCGUAGACUAUACAUAGAGGGCUUAACUAGGUUCAGAGCGUGCCAAAGAUCGAAGUGACAGCUUGCAGCUAUAUUCCGUUCAUUGAGGUAAAGCGAAAUCAUCCAUCCCAGACCAACAUGUCAUCCGUCUUCAUAACUGGCUCCAACCGUGGGAUAGGCUUGGAGAUUGUAAAGCAGCUCCUUGCACAUGCCAACCCUCCAGCAAUCUUGUUCGCAACCUGCAGGAACCCAGACUCUGCCACAGAACUGCAAGCAAUUGCGAAGAAUCACUCAAAUUUAAAAAUUAUUAAGUUUGGUACUAAUUCCUGA